Trichosurus vulpecula (common brushtail) is the source of this 4964-nucleotide messenger RNA. RefSeq names its product MLLT10 histone lysine methyltransferase DOT1L cofactor (gene MLLT10). The record is from RefSeq and is a predicted model, not a curated record. Gene Ontology annotation, biological process: regulation of transcription by RNA polymerase II. Gene Ontology annotation, cellular component: nucleus. NCBI's taxonomy places the organism in Eukaryota, Metazoa, Chordata, Mammalia, Diprotodontia, Phalangeridae. Gene Ontology annotation, molecular function: histone binding; nucleosome binding. The transcript is spliced from 21 exons. Bases 60 to 3203 code for a protein of 1047 amino acids.
GCACGGACAUGGCUCCUGACUCCAGUGCAGAACGUGAGUGACUGAGCAGCAAAGCCCGAAUGGUCUCUAGCGACCGGCCCGUGUCACUGGAGGACGAGGUCUCCCAUAGUAUGAAGGAGAUGAUUGGAGGCUGCUGCGUUUGCUCAGACGAGAGAGGCUGGGCCGAGAACCCACUGGUUUACUGCGACGGGCACGGCUGCAGCGUCGCCGUGCAUCAAGCUUGCUAUGGCAUUGUUCAAGUACCCACUGGACCUUGGUUUUGCAGGAAAUGUGAGUCUCAGGAAAGAGCAGCAAGAGUGAGAUGUGAAUUAUGUCCUCAUAAGGAUGGUGCUUUAAAGAGAACAGAUAAUGGGGGUUGGGCUCAUGUUGUUUGUGCCCUGUAUAUUCCUGAGGUUCAGUUUGCCAACGUUUCUACAAUGGAACCUAUUGUAUUGCAGUCUGUUCCACAUGAUCGUUAUAAUAAGACUUGCUACAUUUGUGAUGAACAAGGAAGAGAGAGCAAAGCUGCUACAGGUGCUUGCAUGACAUGUAAUAAGCAUGGAUGUCGACAAGCUUUCCAUGUAACCUGUGCCCAGUUUGCAGGACUCCUUUGUGAAGAAGAAGGUAAUGGGGCAGAUAAUGUCCAAUACUGUGGCUACUGUAAAUACCAUUUUAGUAAGCUGAAAAAGAGCAAACGGGGAUCUAAUAGGUCAUAUGAUCAAAGUUUAAGUGAUUCUUCCUCUCACUCUCAGGAUAAACAUCAUGAGAAAGAGAAAAAAAAAUAUAAAGAAAAAGACAAACACAAACAAAAACAUAAGAAGCAACCAGAACCGUCACCAGCCUUGGUUCCUUCUUUGACGGUUACUACUGAGAAAACAUACACAAGCACUAGCAACAGCUCUAUGUCAGGCUCAUUGAAGCGCUUGGAAGAUACUGCAGCUCGAUUUACAAAUGCAAAUUUCCAGGAAGUCUCCUCACUCACUUCAAGUGGAAACGAUGUGUCAGAGACUAGAGGGUCAGAGAGCAAAGGGAAGAAAUCAGCAGGUCACAGCUCAGGUCAGAGGGGAAGAAAGCCUGGUGGUGGAAGGAAUCCAGGAACAACUGUAUCAGCAGCUAGUCCUUUUCAGCAAGGAAGUUUUUCAGGAACUCCAGGCAGUGUAAAAUCAUCUUCUGGAAGUUCUGUCCAGUCUCCCCAGGAUUUCUUGAGCUUUUCAGAAUCAGACCUGCGCAAUGACAGUUACACUCACUCCCAACAGUCAUCAUCAACCAAAGAUGUACAUAAAGGAGAAUCUGGAAGCCAGGAAGGAGGGGUGAAUAGUUUUAGUUCCUUAAUGGGUCUCCCUUCAACAUCAGCAGUUGUUUCACAGCCUAAAAACUUUGAAAAUUCACCUGGAGACUUGGGUAAUACCGGCCUUACUACUGCAGGAUACAAACGAGUCCAGUGUUCUGGCAUUGAAGAGGAAACUGUAAAGGAAAAGAAGAGAAAAGGAAGUAAACAAAAUAAACAUGGGCCUGGACGACCCAAAGGAAACAAAAAUCAAGAGAAUGUUUCCCAUCUCUCUGUUUCGUCUGCUUCUCCAACAUCAUCUGUAGCAUCUGCUGCAGGAAGUGUAACAAGCUCUAGUCUUCAGAAAUCUCCGACAUUGCUCAGGAAUGGAAGUUUACAGAGUCUUAGUGUUGGCUCUUCUCCUGUUGGUUCAGGUAUUUAUAGCAGCAAUGAUGUAGCAGUAUCAUUUCCGAAUGCAGUAUCUGGCUCAGGAUCUAGCACUCCUGUUUCCAGUUCUCAUUUACCUCCACAGUCUUCUGGUCAUUUGCAACAAGUAGGAGGUCUGUCUCCUUCAGCCACAUCAUCCGUAACCACUGCUGUUGCUACAACUCAGGCAAAUACCCUAUCUGGAUCUUCCUUAAGUCUAGCUCCAUCCCAUAUGUAUGGCAAUAGGUUAAAUCCAAACUCAGCAAUGGCAACUCUUAUAGCUCACUCAGAAAACAGUCAAGCAGAUCCGGAUCUUGGAGACAAUAGCCGCAGCCUUGUUGGCAGAGGAAGCUCACCCAGAGGAAGCCUUUCCCCACGCUCCCCUGUAAGCAGCUUACAGAUUCGCUAUGAUCAAUCAGGCAACAGCAGUUUGGAAAAUCUACCCCCAGUAGCAGCCAGCAUAGAGCAGCUUUUGGAACGGCAAUGGAGUGAAGGACAGCAGUUUUUGCUAGAACAGGGCACCCCUAGUGACAUUCUAGGAAUGCUCAAGUCCUUGCACCAACUUCAGGUUGAAAACCGAAGACUGGAGGAACAGAUCAAAAACUUGACGGCCAAAAAGGAGCGUCUUCAGUUGCUGAAUGCUCAGCUCUCUGUCCCCUUUCCCACCCUCACCACCAAUCCUAGUCCGUCUCAUCAAGUCCAUGCAUUUCCAGCACAAACUGCUCCGACCACAGACUCCUUGAACAGCAGUAAGAGUCCCCAUCUAGGAAACAGCUUUUUACCUGAUAGUUCUCUUCCUGCACUAAAUCAGGACUUAACCUCCAGUGGACAAAGCACCAGCAGUUCCUCGGCCCUCUCCACUCCGCCUCCUGCUGGGCAGAGUCCGGCUCAACAAGGCUCAGGAGUGGCUGGAGUUCAGCAGGUCAAUGGGGUUACUGUGGGGGCACUUGCUGGCGGCAUGCAGACUGUAACAUCCACCAUUCCUGCGGUGCCUGCAGUGGGUGGAAUAAUUGGAGCUCUGCCAGGUAACCAACUGGCAAUCAAUGGAAUUGUAGGAGCUUUAAACGGCGUCAUUCAGACCCCUGUCACAAUAUCGCAGAACCCUACUUCCCUUACCCACACGACUGUGCCACCUAGUGCAGCCCAUCCACUGCCAACAACACUGAACAACAGUGCCUCUGGACUAGGCUUAUUGUCUGAUCAGCAAAGACAACUACUUCUACAUCAACAGCAGUUUCAACAAUUGUUGAAUUCUCAGCAACUUACAUCUGAACAGCACCAGGCCCUUCUUUAUCAAUUAGUACAGCAGCACCACCACCAGCAGCAGCACCACCACCAGCCUGAGCUGCAGCAGCUCCAGCUCCCAGGCCCGUCACAGAUGCCCAUCAACAGCCUCCUGGCAGGCACCCAGGCAGCCCCGCUUCAUCCAUCAGCCACCAACCCAUUUCUCACCAUUCAUGGGGAUAAUACAAAUCAGAAAGUGACAAGACUUAAUGAUAAAACUGGGCCUGUUGCACAAGAGAAAAGUUGACCCAUAGAAAACAUUUUGGAAACUCCUUAUCCUGCUGUUUUAGCACUUCUUAUGGCUGCUAUUGCAGUCCUCCUUUCUGCAACUAUGAAGAAUGCAACAAGGAGCUAACUGCACAGCAAAGGAUUAUUUGUCAUGAGGACAUUCUUCUAAGGCUUUGAUUUACUUCCUUGUUGCUUUGUUGCACUGAAAUGGAACUCUUCUCCCCUCCUUCCCCAAGAUUUCAUGAACUUUGAAGGAAAGUUCAGCAACUAAUUAUUUUUGUCAAUGCAACAAUGUACAUGCAAUGAGUGCAUCCACCAUAAAGAGAAAACAUAUCGUUGGUGCACACUUUUUGUUACAAAUUGGACUUACAAAUAACAAAACUGAAGACUCACUCCAACGACAAAUUGCUUGAUUUUUAAUACGUAAAUUGAAAAGAAAAAAGAAACAACAAAACCAUGAUCUUUUGCUGUGGCUAGAUAUGCUUGACUGCAGGUCAAAUCCUGUUAACACAAUCUGAGGGACUGUCCAGAAUAUUUUCUUGUACUGGAAUUUUAUUGUAUUGAAAAUUGCUUGAAAUAAAUGGGUCAUCAGCUGGGACUUGGGCAAUCUUUUUGUUAGGGAGAUUUCCUUUGUAAUGGGACUUGAUCUGUAUUGUUAAUCAAGUUAUGACGGUAAUGUCUACUGCUAAAUGCUUUUACCUUAGAGUCGGUACUGACUUAUUUUGUAACACAAAGCUAUUAACCUUAGCAAGUUUUAGGCUGCUGGGUGAAUUAGAUCAAUUCAUAUAGAAAGAAUACUUUCCAUAAGAGAAGGCCACUCUGGAAAGUGCUGGUCAUAUUUGGCCUCGACCAAGUGCCUGGAAGUACCUCCAUUGUGUUGAAAUGGCUCUAGACAGCUGAGCUUGCACUGUGGGCAGUCCUUGUAAGCAGUGGGAGUUUGGGACAUUGGACCAGCAGCCUUUCCUCUGGUUCUGCCUUUAUUAAAACUUUCUAUGCCACUGUAGAUAGCUCAGGCAAAACUAUUACCUGGGAGCUUUUCCACUAAUGAGUCACCACAAAAGAAAGUGGCUGUGUAAAAAAGAUCUGUUUUGUUUAACUGCUUUCCAUUCCUGCCAGUGAUUGAAACACCACAGUGUUUAAAACAGGUAAAACUUGUAUUACGACACUUCCACUUAGGGUAGCUAAGCUCCUGGUGUGACAGUAAGGCAGAGUAGAAAUUAAACAAUUGGGGCAAUAACCACUGAUCUGUACUUAAAUGUGUGAAUUAUUAGUGGAAAAGACCCAGCUGUAAUUAGACCUCCACUGUGUACUUAGCUGGAAGAACAUGUUAAUUCUGCAAUAUGUCUCUUGGUUAAACAUUGCACAGUUCUUACCUCAUUUCUGUAAAUAAGGUUUUGUGAAUCUGUUUUGUAUUGUGAAAAAUUAAUAAGAAAACAUUGAUAUUUUGAUUUGUAAUAUUUCUAAUUGGUAGAUUUAAUUGAAAAAGUAAAAAUUAAUUUAUUUUUAUAUGUUCAGGGGGAUUUUAAAGAAAUUGUCAAAUCAUUUUUGUAGAUAAUUUACAAAAGUAAAUCAGUGUGGUUUAUUUUACUUAGCCCACUGGUUGUUAUUCUGUAACAAUUUGUAUAAAUGGUAAAAUUUGAAUGUGCUGUUAUUUUACCUAGAUGUAAAAUUCCAAUGUAUUAAAAGAAAUGUACAAAGUUUUCUGUUAAUAAAAUUUAAUAAUGUUUAUAGCCCUGUGGAGAAGAUGGAGGUUGGAAGACCUGCAUUUGUCACUUAAACA